UCCGAAACAUCUGGGCAACAAAAGGGCUCAGAGGAGCUUAAAGUGAGACAGCUGUGAGACAGUAGAGCAGACAGACUCUGGUCGUCGACAUGAAUCCUGCUCUGCUGGCGUCUGUCUUGUCUUUGCUGGCCACAGUGGCAGCUCAGCCAUAUGACCACUAUGACAUGGGCUGGGUGAAUGGUUACCGCCAGGGCUUCAACUUCCAGUGCCCCCAUGGAGAGCUCUUGGUUGCCAUCAGGAGCUACUUCAGUGAGAAGGAAGGCUCGGACCGACUGUGGUCUUUUGAGUGCCAGCCUGUACCUGAUAAUAUGGGUGAGCCAAGCGACUGCUGGUGGGACGACAUCAACCGAGCCGGAUUGGAGUGGACAUCCACGUGUACCCGAAUACCUUUGAAUCCCCCCCGCGAAUGGCAGUUCUACUGCUGCUACUACAAACGCCGCUGUCCGUACUCCUGCAUGAAGACCGCCGACGUUCCUGAAUACUACAGAGAGGAGGGAGAGAUGGUCAUCCCUGCUUAUGGCUACUUCAUCCGAGGGGCCCAGACCACAUUCAGCGGAGUACUCAGAGAUCGGCAGUGGAAGUACAUCUUGUGCAGACUGACGGACUUUGACUGUGAAUUUGAGAAUUUAUAGACCUUGUAAGGAGUGUCUUAUGAAACGUAUAACCACUACUUAUUCAGCCAUAUCACAGUAACCAUAAAGCAUAAAAGUGGUAAAGCUCUUGUUUUAUAUCUUUUCAUGUAAUAAAUAGACCAACUUAAGGAAUGUUGUCUUAUAAUCACUCUUCUUUUUUGUAUUGCUUUCGCAUUAAGAACUGAUAUACGACGGCACAAAAUGAUACACAGUGAAAUAAGCAUCUGCGCAGCCUUGGAGUCCAGAGAAUAUGUGAGCUUUUUACCUGGGAAAACCGUUAACAGCGUGCAAGUGUUUCUCAGAAUGUAAAAUGUUUAUAGCAUUUUUGACAAAAAAAAAAAGAAUCUCUUCUACAAUUUCCCAGCAAGAGAACCAAAAAGUGCUCAGUGAGCUGUGUGAUUGAGGAUAUCCUCUUGAUGGAAAAAUUGGAGCUAUAAAUCAGGCCGUAUGUGUGUUGCAGCCAACUGUGUCGCACCUACUUUGAAUGGUUGCCAAACCGUUUCUUCAUGUAUGACAUGUUAUGUUUGCCAUUUUUGUCUGUGUGGAAAAAAAAUUGAAUAAAAAAUAUUUAUUAUUAAA
Messenger RNA from Poeciliopsis prolifica (blackstripe livebearer), 1211 nucleotides. RefSeq names its product dermatopontin (gene dpt). The transcript has 4 exons. The record is from RefSeq and is a predicted model, not a curated record. The coding region runs from base 90 to 632 and encodes 180 amino acids. NCBI's taxonomy places the organism in Eukaryota, Metazoa, Chordata, Actinopteri, Cyprinodontiformes, Poeciliidae.